This is a messenger RNA of Camellia sinensis, 2316 nucleotides long. The record is from RefSeq and is a predicted model, not a curated record. Lineage: Eukaryota; Viridiplantae; Streptophyta; Magnoliopsida; Ericales; Theaceae.
AUGGGUACGAAGAAAUGCGGGUGUCCCUUUGAGUUAAGGGCUCGUAAGUUGAUGGUUGAUGAUGAUUGGAUGGUAGAUGUAGCAUGUGGAAUGCAUAGCCAUGCUCCUACAAAACAUUUUGAAGGACAUUCAUUUGCAGGGAGAUUAUCUAAGGAGGAAAAAUCAUUAUUAGUGGAUAUGUCCAAAAGCAUGGUCAGACCGAAAGAGAUUUUGGAUACAUUGAAACGAAAGGAUACUUUGAAUGUAACCACUAUGAAAACCAUUUACAAUGUAUGCCAUAAGAAUAAUGUUAUUGAGAAAGUUGGGAGAUCACAAAUGCAACAUUUGUUGGGUGAGCUAGAAAAGCAUAAUUACAUUGAGCGACAUAGGUGUGACAACAACACGAUGACUGUCACAGACUUGUUUUGGGCACAUCUUGUCAGUUUAGAUUUGCUCUGUUCAUUUCUAAAGGUGUUGAUCAUGGACUUCACAUAUAAGACAAAUCAAUAUCGUUUUCCUUUUCUUGAGAUAGUUGGUGUGACAUCCACUGAUAUGUCAUUCUCCGUAGCCUUUGCAUAUCUCCAAUUUGAGCGGAUUGAUAAUUACGUUUGGAUGUUAACUACAUUGCGUAGUCUCUUGGAUGACAUUGCUAUUCUUGAGGUGAUUGUUACGGACAGGGAGCUUGCUUUGAUGAAUGCUAUUGACAGGGUAUUUUCUACAUCUCGACAUUUAUUAUGCCGAUGGCAUAUUAGUAGAAAUAUACUGGCGAAAUGCAAGAAAAUGUUUAAGAGAAAGGACGAAUGGGACAAGUUUAUCUCUUUAUGGAAUUUCUUAGUACUCUCCUCAACUGAGCUUAAAUACAAUGAACACCUUGCUAGGCUACUUGCAGAUUUUGAUACAUAUCCUGAGGCACUGCAAUAUGUGUCACAAAGUUGGUUAAUUCCAUAUAAGGAUAAUGUACACAGGGCUGAAAGUGCACAUGCAAAACUAAAACGGCAACUUGGUUUUAACCAAGUAAAUUUUGAGUGUUCUUGGACCAAGAUCCAUAGUUUGCUUGAGUUGCAACAUAUUGAUAUUAAGGCAUCGUUUGAGAAGAGUUUAACCGUUGAACAACACCAGUUCAAACCAUCCCAUUUUAGAGAGCUCCGAGACAAUUUCUCUAUUACUGCAUUAAAUCAUGUCUUAGCGGAGAGUAAGCGAGCGAAUGAUGUUGGCAUUGAUGGUUCAGUAUGUGGAUGUGCUGUUCGACGAAUACACGGGUUACCGUGUGUCCAUGAGAUUACGGAUUACAUCCGGCAGGAUCGUCCAAUACCAUUUGAUAGCAUUAACCCACACUGGAGGACUCUUGAGGUAGUACAAAAGUUGAAGAAUGAUAAAGUGGAAUUGAGUUGUGAACCAAAGUUUGAUCUCAUACUUAAGCGAUUCAAUACAUCUGAUUACACUACGCAGUUGGAAAUUCUGCAUAAGUUAGGAGAGAUUGCAGAUCCGCAAAGUAGUUUUCUCAUUGAGCCGAAUGUGAAGCCCAAUCCUCGAGGAAAGGGACAUAAGAAGAUAGAUGUAUCUACGCGUCGAAACCCAUGUGCAUUUGAGCUAGUUCAGUCCAGACAUGAUAGCCACUCACCUAUGGGCACCCAGAUCCCCACAGAAGAUUCUGUCAAAGUACAUAAAAAAGGGCCUGCCAAAGAGAAGGUAUAUCGGACUCGCACAAAUACAACCUAUUCAUAUGUUGAUGCCCUCCCAGUUGGAUUAAAGUCGUGCAUACAUCUUAUUAAGGAUGUAGAUGCCGAUGGGAAUUGUGGGUUUAGAGCUAUUGCUGGGUUGAUGGGGUUUAUAGAGGCUGAAUGGGGUCAAGUCAGGCGUGAUCUUCUACAGGAAUUGCACAUACACAUAGGCCAUUACACUCAUCUAUAUGGUUCACAUGACAGGAUUGAAGGAUUGACCUAUAUUUUAUCAUACUUUGAGCCAAAUCCAGGGUAUCACCGUUGGAUGACUAUGCCUGACAUGGGUCAUCUUAUUGCAUCUUGUUAUAAUGUGGUAUUGCACCACUUAUCUGCACAACAAUGCCUUACAUUCCUCCCCCUACGAUCAGUGCCAAUAUCACAAGUUCAACAGCGUGAGAUUGCUAUUGGGUUUGUUAAUGGGAAUCAUUUUGUCCAGGUGUUCAUGUUACCGGGUCAUCCAGUUCCAUCGAUAGCUACCAAUUGCUGCAAGUUUCAUCAUUCUUGUGCGGCUGGAUGGGAUACUGCAUAUAGUUGCCAAAUUGAGCAUUUUAAACAAGUUGUUCAUUCAGGGGUAGCUACUAGAGAGACAUUUGAUUGUAUUAACCUUGAUGAGUAA